Messenger RNA from Wallemia mellicola CBS 633.66, 1324 nucleotides. RefSeq names its product Clavaminate synthase-like protein. Gene Ontology annotation, molecular function: dioxygenase activity. The transcript is spliced from 4 exons. The coding region runs from base 35 to 1060 and encodes 341 amino acids. NCBI's taxonomy places the organism in Eukaryota, Fungi, Basidiomycota, Wallemiomycetes, Wallemiales, Wallemiaceae. The record is from RefSeq and is a predicted model, not a curated record.
GAGAGAUACUUCCAACUGAGGAAUAGAUAAUAAAAUGAUUCCUACGAUUGAUCUAUCUAUAAAUAACCAAUCAGAGGCUAUCAAAGCUGCAGAAGGCUUGUCGACCUAUGGGGCUGUCUUCAUUAGAGUACCGUCAGCCAGCAACUUGGAUGGCUUUACAGAUAUGAUGGAGGACUAUUUCAAUCAGCCUGUCGACGAAUUAAAGCAAGAUGAGAGACCAGAACAUAGCUACCAAGUUGGCUGUACAGUCGGUAUAGAGAAAGCUAAAUGCUUUUCAACACGCGACGCAUAUUGUUUGUCUGUCAUAGACACUCUCGAGGAGAGCGAGAGGCCGACAAGAGUAGAGGAAAGUGGCGAUGGCAGCGAUCUUAAAUGUCGUUUCUUUCAUAGAAUGUCCACAAAGGAUCCUAAUAUCCAAUAUGCCAGCGAUUCACUCGAGAACAUAACACCAGCCGCUUUCAAAGACAGAAAUUGGGAAAAGGUCAUGAAUGACACUGGUAAUAUCUUCUUAGAAACAAUCGAAAAGCUCUCUAUUCUUGUCGCUCAAGGGCUGGGAUUGCCAGAUGAUACAUUUGUCGAUGCUGCUAAAUAUGGCAACCAUUUACUCGCACCUACAGGCUCAGAUCUAGGAAAAUACGGCUACCUCAAUUCCGUCUUAGCUGGUUUUCACACUGACUUGAACUUCCUCACUAUCCACGGUAAAUCUAGAUAUUCUGGUCUUAAUAUCUGGGCGCGCAAUACUGGUAAGAAGAUCCCAGUUGCAAUUCCGGAAGGCUGCUAUCUCGUACAAGCUGGUAAGCAACUAGAACACUACACCGGCGGAAACAUUUUAGCAGGAUUCCAUGAGGUAGUCGUAAAUGAGAAAACACUCUCACAAAUCGAGAAACAGAAAAAAGAGCAUCCAGAACGUCCAUUGAUACGAGUAUCAAGUACAUUCUUCUACCAUUUAUCAUCUUCAUUCGCAUUGCCAGAACAUUUACCAAAGUACCCUGCUAUGAAUGUAGGUGAUUUGGUCAUGAACGAACUUAAAUCAAUCGGUUUGAGCGAGGAUGCCAUGUAAAUUCACAAUUGCAUUAUUGAAUAACAUACGAUGGAAGUAGAGUGAUAUAUGUGCUAUAUAAGCUAAACUAAGAGCAAUCUGGAGAAGUACUUCACGUCGUAGCUUCGUCAUUGAUCGAUCAUUAGUUUUCCAUAUAUGAGCGAUUCUAAUUCUUAACAUUUCUGAAGAUACUAAAUCAUGGGUUUGAAACUUAUUAGAGAUUUCAAGAGAAACUCUGUAUAUUUUCCAGCGAAGCUCAGGCAGAAUCUGUUAAAAACGCAAACC